This is a messenger RNA of Bufo gargarizans (Asiatic toad), 14988 nucleotides long. Its product is annotated as mucin-5AC-like. Lineage: Eukaryota; Metazoa; Chordata; Amphibia; Anura; Bufonidae. The coding region runs from base 1 to 14988 and encodes 4995 amino acids. The record is from RefSeq and is a predicted model, not a curated record. The transcript is spliced from 53 exons. Gene Ontology annotation, cellular component: extracellular matrix. Gene Ontology annotation, biological process: DNA integration. Gene Ontology annotation, molecular function: protein binding; DNA binding.
AUGUCUCAUAUGUCCGAGUUGGAUGACAACCUCUCCUUGCCAGGAUCGGCCAUUUCGGAGCAUAAUAGCUGCACGUCUCUAAGGAGUUGGACGGUGCCGAAGUUGAUCGCCGAGCUCAGACGCAGGGGGAUUCGGCAUCCCGCAACUGCCCGCAAGGCUGAACUAUAUCGCCUGCUGAUGACUACUCCGGGUUCGUCAGCUGAGCAGUCCGAUAACGACUCCAUCCGGCUGGCACUAGCGCAGAUCCAGUCAUCCAUCACCGGACUCGUUAGCUCAGUCGCGGACAUUCAAUCCAGGGUCGCGGUUUUAGAAACCAGGCCAGCGGCUUCACCGCAAUAUCCGGGUUCGGCAGUCAUCUCUGCCAUUCCCCCGGACGUUGCAGGUAGGCCUUCUGCCACCCCCCAAAUUGCUCCUUCCCAUUUUGUGCCAGAACACAUUAAGAAGGAUAUCCUGGCAGGCAAGGACGUCAAUUUGGCAUCCAUUUUGAUUGCCUCCCAGGAUAUUUCCGAAAACCGGGUGAUCAAUUGCGGAGAGGUUUCCGUGGUUUUGAAGGCCAAGGAUGCUCGUCUAAACAGGAAAUUGUCCGUUUCCGAGUUCGUCCUGGCCUUCAGCCUCUACAGGGACGUGGUGUGCUCCGCCCAGCCUAACCGCAGGGAGGAAUUGGAUACCUACUUGUACCGGAUUGCAGAUUUAGGGCAUAAAUACGGCGGCUCGGCAUUUUACGAUUAUCAUCGUUCGUUCUCUGCCAAAGCCGCCGCAGCCCUGCAUCAGUUUCAGUUCAUGUCCAAUUGGGCAGACUUGGACAUGGAGUUAUUCUGCCGGCACUUCGCGGGUCUGAAGGCUCCUUUGUGCGCUAUCUGCCAGUCCAUCUUUCAUUCUACGGAAUGGUGUCCCAAUCCGGUACAAGAUCCACAGUCAGCGGCCAAUCCAGGUCCUUCCGGGUCCUCCAGGACUUCCUCUUCAACAGACAAACUGGGCAGGCCAAUUGUAUAUCUCGGCAGUAGCCAGGUCCCUGUGGCCACGGCCAAGACGGAGGGCCCGGCCACCAAGGUCACCUUCCUGGGCAUCAUUCUGGACACCAUCAAAAUGGAGGCUAGCCUCCCCAGCGAGAAGUUGCUCAGGAUUCGCUCCGCUAUUUCCCGGGCGGUCCAGUCUCAUUUCCUUACCAGGGCGGAGCUUCAAUCCUUGCUGGGGAUGCUCAACUUCGCCUCCAGAAUUAUGCCUCAAGGCAGGGCCUUCCUUUCCAGGUUGUUGUGUCUCCUGCCCUCUGCCCCAGAGCAGGAUUCUGUCGUCCAUCUGGACGGCCAGGCCCUUGCAGAUCUUGACAUGUGGAGAAAUGCCCGACGCGGAUCAGUCAAGCACGCCGGUGCCCCAAUUCAGCACUCUCAUCCUGGCUUAAAUUCACUCCUAGAGGAGGCCAAGGGUCUGGUCGCAAAAUCUCUGUCGCCCAAUACGGCGAGGAACUAUCAGGCUGGCCUAAGGGCUUUUGAGAAAUUCACUAAGAGUCAUCCGAGGGGUCAACACUCCGAAAUCUCUCACAUCAUGGCUUUCUUGGCCUAUUGUCACUCGCAUCUCUCUCUAUCACACAGCACCAUCAGACUCUAUUUAGCCGGCAUUCAACAUCACGCCAUGCUGACCACUCCUCACCGCAAAUCCCUCUUCUCCGUUCAAGCCAUCAAGGCCACCCUUCGGGGUAUUCAAAAGGAGGGGAAAGGGUCCGUGUCCCUUAGGCAACCGGUAUCCAGCAAGUUGUUCAGGGAUCUCUCCUCUUCAUUGGACGGCAAUCCUUUUGGGCCCUCCACUAGCCUGAUCCUGAAAGCAGCCAUGUAUCUGGCGUUUUACGGGUUCCUUCGGCCCGGAGAGGUUUUGGCCGGUCCAAAUCGACAUAACCAUCCUCUGAAGCAGCACCUGUUAUGGGGCCAGGGCCAUUUCACUCUCCUGCUGCCCUCCACUAAAACCAAUCAGACGGGUCCCCCGUCCGAGGUCAAGUUCUAUCCAACAUUGAACGACUGGUGCCCAGUUCAAGUGCUGCAUCAACUGCUGGUACACAUCCGUGAUUCAUCUCCUGACAGCCCGCUCCUGCCACAGGCAGCUCAGGAAUAUGGAGACUACUCUGUAGAUGAGACGGCUGACUACUCGAUUGAUGAGUCUAUGCAAGAACAACAGCAGCAACACGUAAAACAACAAGUAAAACAAAAUGUAAAACAGCCAAAAAUUUUGUUAACUGGACCUCCAAGAAUAUCAGUGAUCCCGGUGGCAUCAAACACUGUAGUAAGAGAGUCACUUAAUGCUUUUUUACUUGUAGCUAUCAACACAGCUCACAAUAACAGAGUUUGCAGCACCUGGGGCAACUUUCACUUCAAGAACUUUGAUGGAGACAUAUUCUACUUCCCCGGUACUUGUAACUACGUCUAUGCAUCUCACUGUAAGGGUGCAUAUGAGGAUUUCAACAUCCAAAUGCGUCGUACUAUUGUGGACGGUGUUCCAGUCAUUGACAAGAUCUCCAUGAAAAUUGAUGGACUUGUAGUGCAAAUCGAUCACAACACUGUCUCAGUAAAUGGAAACAAUGUCCAGCUGCCUUUCAGUGGUUCUGGCAUUCAGAUUGAGAAACAUGAUGUAUAUCUCACAGUGACAUCCAAACUUGGUCUUGUCUUCAUGUGGAACGAUGAUGAUAGUCUUCUGCUGGAACUGCAUGAAAAGUAUGCCAACCAGACCUGUGGGUUGUGUGGGGACUUUAAUGGCAUUUCAAUCCACAAUGAGUUCAUUUCCAAUGGGAUCCAAAUCACAGAAGCUCAGUUUGGAAAUUUACAGAAGUUGGAUGGCCCCACAGAACUAUGUAAUGAUGUGCCUCCUAUAGCCAAGAGCAACUGCACUGAUUAUGAAAACAUCUGUGCGUCAAUCCUUCUGGGUUCAGCAUUAUCCAAAUGCAAUUCAUUGGUGGCUGUUGAGCAAUACAUUGAAGCUUGUGUGAAAGACCUGUGCCGAUGUGAUAGCAAAAAUACUGCUUUAUGUAUGUGUAAUACAUUUGCUGAGUACUCAAGGCAAUGUGCUCAUGCUGGAGGGAAACCAGAGAACUGGAGAACUAAAGAUCUGUGCCCUAAAACAUGUCCUUACAACAUGCAGUACCAGGAAUGUGGAUCUCCAUGUCCAGACACUUGCAGCAACCCAGAGAGAAGUGUUUUAUGCGAAAAUCACUGUCUAGAUGGAUGCUUCUGCCCUCCAGGGACUGUGUUUGAUGACAUCAACAACUUCGGCUGUAUUCCACUAGAUAAAUGUUCAUGCACUUUCAACAGUAAUAGCUAUGCUGCUGGAACUUCUUAUAGUACCAUCUGCAGCACUUGUGUGUGCUCUGGGGGAAAGUGGAGCUGCAAUGACUUGCCUUGUCCUUCAACCUGUUCUAUUGACGGAGGGUCACACAUCACAACUUAUGAUCAAAGUCAUUACGACAUACACGGAGACUGUAACUACGUGCUGACUAAGGACUGCAAAGGAAAUUCAUUUAUUGUACUGACAGAGCUGCGUAAAUGUGGUCUGACCGAAAGUGAGACCUGCCUCAAGAGUGCCACCAUUAUCCUUAAUGGAGGAGUAACAAUCAUUUCAAUCAAUCCUUGCGGUAGUGUCUUUAUAAACAACGUCUAUACUCGGCUACCAGUAUCUGCAGCCAAUAUAACCAUCUUCAAACCUUCCUCAUUCUACAUUGUUGUCAAGACAAACUUGGGAGUACAAGUGGUGGCUCAGCUAACACCAUUUAUGCAGGUUUAUGUGGCUUUGGAUCCAUCUUACAAGGGCCAAACCUGCGGUCUCUGUGGAAACUUCAAUGACAAACAGGCAGAUGAGUUCCUGACCCUCAGUGGUGUCAUUGAAGGCACAGCUGCAUCCUUUGCCAACACCUGGAAGACCCAAGCAGACUGUGCAAAUGCUAAGAAUGUCUAUCAUGAUCCAUGCUCUCUCAGUGUUGAAAAUGAGAAAUAUGCCCAGCACUGGUGUGGUCUUAUAUCUGAUCCAUCUGGUCCAUUUGCUUCCUGUCAUGCUAAAGUCCAUCCAGAGGUUUACCAAAAAAACUGUAUGUUUGACACCUGUAACUGUGAGAAAAGUGAAGAAUGUAUGUGCGCAUCCCUGUCAUCCUACGUCCAAGCCUGUGCAGCCAAAGAAGUCAUAGUGACUGGAUGGAGAAGCACUGUCUGCUCUAAAUACAUGUACAACUGCCCCAAAACCAUGAGCUAUACCUACUCUACCAGCACUUGCCAGCCCACAUGCCGUUCCCUCAGCGAGCCUGAUGUCACAUGUGACGUAAAAUUUACCCCUGUGGAUGGCUGCACAUGUGCCAAAGGCUUGCACAUGGAUGACAGUGGUAGAUGCAUACCUGCCGAAGCUUGCCCAUGUUACUUCAAAGGUUCUGCUGUGCCUUCUGGAGAAAGUGUCCAUGAGAAUGGGAUCAUGUGCACUUGCAGUCAAGGACAACUCAACUGUAUUGGAAAUGUUAAACCAGCAUGCACCGCUCCUAUGGUUUAUUUUGACUGCAAGAACGCUUCAGUGGGAACCAAAGGAGCAGAAUGCCAGAAGAGUUGUCAGACUUUGGAUAUGGCUUGUUACACUGCAAAAUGUGUAUCCGGCUGUGUGUGUCCUGCAGGACUGGUUUCAGAUGGCAAAGGCGGCUGCAUCCAGGAAGAACAAUGCCCAUGUAUUCACAAUGAUGCUACCUAUCAACCUGGCGAGAAGAUUGAAAUGAAAUGCAAUACCUGUACCUGCAAAGAUCGUAUGUGGCAGUGUACAAAUAACCCCUGCCUGGGCACUUGUGCUGUAUACGGUGAUGGCCAUUAUAUUACCUUUGAUGGAAAACGCUACAGCUUCAGCGGAGACUGUGAAUACACACUUGCCCAGGAUCAUUGUGGAAAAGGAGGAAACAGCAGCACCUUCCGAGUCAUCACAGAGAACAUCCCAUGUGGAACCACUGGAACCACUUGUUCUAAGAGCAUCAAAGUUUUCCUGGGGAGCUAUGAGCUGAUCCUCACAGAGGAACACAUUGAAGUGGUAGAGAGAGGAAUUGGAGGAGUUGCUCCUUACAAAGUCAGACAUAUGGGCAUUUACCUUGUCAUUGAAGCAGAUAAUGGCCUCAUCCUUAUGUGGGACAAAAAGACCGGCAUCUUCAUCAAGCUCAGUAAAGACUUUGAGGGUCAAGUUUGUGGUCUGUGUGGCAAUUACGAUGGAAACGGUAACAAUGACUUCACCACAAGAAGUAUGUCUGUGGUUGGAGAUGUUAAUGAGUUUGGAAACAGCUGGAAGAUUUCGUCAACAUGCCCUGAUGCCAAACAGCCCAAAGAUGCCUGCAUUUCCAACCCAUACAGGAGAUCCUGGGCACAGAAACAAUGUAGUAUCAUCAACAGUGAUGUCUUUUCUGACUGCCAUGCUAGGGUUGACCCCUCCAAGUAUUAUGAUGCUUGUGUCACUGACUCUUGUGCUUGUGAUUCUGGUGGAGACUGUGAAUGUUUCUGUACAGCGGUGGCAGCCUACGCUCAAGCAUGCGGAGAAACCGGAGCCUGUGUUUCCUGGAGAUCUCCGAACAUCUGUCCUCUUUUCUGUGAUUAUUACAACCCUGAUGGAGAAUGUGAGUGGCACUACAAACCUUGUGGAGCUCCCUGCAUGAAGACCUGUAGGAAUCCAAGUGGGAAAUGUAUGCACGAGCUAUCAGGCUUGGAAGGAUGUUACCCUAGUUGUCCAGCAGCUAAACCAUUCUUUGAUGACGAUGACAUGGAGUGUGUGGCUCAAUGUGGCUGCUAUGAUGAUGAAGAAAAUCAUUACAAGGUUGGACAACUUGUACCUUCCGAGGAGAACUGUAAGAUUUGCUUAUGCAGUAGAUCGGGCAUACAAUGCAAGUACCAAAAAGAAGCAUGUCAUUGUGAAUACCAGGGAAAAAAGUACAAAUACAAUGAUGUUAUCUACAACACUACCGAUGGCAUUGGAGGCUGUAUCAGUGCUAUCUGCAAAGAAAACGGCACCAUUUACAGAGAUAUUCAGAAUUGUCAUGUUUCUACAACCACAACCUUUACAUUUACCUCAACAUAUCUCUCUACCACUACUAAAGGAACAACAGUACCCUUGACUACAAUAUGUGUUAAAGAGGUCUGCCACUGGUCAGAAUGGUUUGAUGCUAGUUACCCUGAACCAGGAGUGGAGAAUGGAGAUUUUGACACAUAUCAAAAUAUAAAAGCUAAAGGGUUUUCCAUAUGUAGUCAUCCAAAAGAUAUUCAGUGCAGAGCUCAGAUGUUCCCUGACACACCAUUAGCAGAGCUUGAGCAAAAUGUACAAUGCAAUGUAUCAUUUGGACUGAUCUGCCAGAACAAAAAUCAGCAUCCACCUAUCUGCUAUAAUUAUAAUAUCAGAGUUCUGUGCUGUAGCUUUGAAAGAUGUGAUAUACCAACUCCAAGUACAGCACCUACAACUGCAAAGCCUUCAACCACACUGUCAACUACCACUAAAAAGACAGUACCUACAACAAGUCCACCUGCAACCACAGUGACAGAAACUUCCUCUCCAACUACCGUUGUUAGUACAACUACAUCUGGAGCUCCAACUACAGGAGUAUGUCUUCCGAAAUGUACAUGGACAAAGUGGCUUGAUGUCCAUAUACCAGGAGUUGGUAAAGAUGAAGGAGAUAUUGAGACAUAUGACAAAAUCAGGGAAUUAGGGCAUAAACUUUGCCCAAAGCCUGAUGGUAUACAAUGUAGAUCGGAGAAAUAUCCCGAAGUACCAAUUGGUCGAAUUGGGCAAGUAGUUCAGUGCAAUCUUACUUUUGGUCUUGUUUGCAAAAAUGAAGAUCAGGAAGGAGACUUCAAGGUAUGCCUCAACUACCAAAUUAAAGUUCUCUGUUGUGAUGACUACAGUCACUGUGCAACGACAACACCAGGAUCAACAAGUACAUUACCUACUACUACUGAAACUACAACCCCCUCAACCACAAUUACAACUACACCUCCUUUAACAACUACCCCUAAAAUUCCAACCACCUCCACAACAGUUUCAUCACCUGAAACAACCCCAACAACUGAAACAUCCACAACACCAGAGACAACUAUAUCUUUAACAACAAAUAGCACAACCACUUCAACGACAACUGAAACAACCACUACAAGUACCACAACACCAGAGACAACUACAUCUUUAACAACAACCACAACUACUCCAGAAACAACAACCACCCCAUUAACAACUGAGACAUCCACAAAAACAGAAACUACUACGCCAAUAAUCACUAUCCCUGAUACCACAACAGUUACUACACCUCCAGAUACCACUACAUCUUUAACAACAACCACUAGCACAACUAGUCCCAAAACCACAACCACUUCAACUACAUUUAAAACAACCCCUGAAACCAGCACAUCACAAACAACUACCACUACAACAACUACUGAAACACCUGAGACUACCCAAACCACAACUACAUCUCCUUCUUCAACAACCACAAGCACCACAACUACUACUAAAAGCACAACUACCUCAACAACCCCUGAGACAACCACAACACCAGAACCAACUACAACCAAAACAACUGAAACACACAAAACAACAACCCCCCAAUUUACUGUCACAAUAAAAACAUUUACAACCACAAAACCAUCUACAAGUAAAGUAGAGGUUGAAACAACAGUUUGCCAGGCAAAAUGCAAGUGGUCAGACUGGAUUGAUGUUGAUUUUCCUAAGCCAGGCAUUGAUGGAGGAGAUAAAGAAACCUUUCAAAACAUUAUGGCUAAUGGUAAAAACACUUGUAAAAACCCCCAAAACAUUACAUGCAGAGCAGAAGAUUACCCUGGGAUAAGUAUUGACAAUAUUGGGCAGAAGGUUCAAUGUGAUAUCACUAUAGGGUUAGUGUGCAACAACAAAGAUCAAACUGGAAUAGUUAAACAAUGUUAUAAUUACCAAAUAAAGGUUUUAUGUUGUGAUGAUUACAGCCAUUGUAGCACAACUCCUCCGCAGACUACACUUACCACUACCUCCACCACAACUACCACAGUGCCACCAACCACAACAGAAACAACAAGCACCACAAGUACAACAGAAUCAACUACGACUGAGACUCCAAAGCCUACAACACCUCCCACUACUCCCACUACAACUACAACUACCACAGUGCCGCCAACUACAACAGAAACAACUACUACCACAGUGCCACCAACUACAACAGAAACAACUACAACAAGUACAACGGAAUCAACUACAACUGAGACACCAAAGCCUACAACUACCACUACUACAACAACAACUGAAACACCAACUACUAUUAUAACAACUACCCCAGUGCCACCAACUACAACAGAAACAACAAGCACCACAAGUACAACAGAAUCAACUACAACUGAGACUCCAAAGCCUACAACACCUCCCACUACUCCCACUACAACUACAACUACCACAGUGCCGCCAACUACAACAGAAACAACUACUACCACAGUGCCACCAACUACAACAGAAACAACUACAACAAGUACAACGGAAUCAACUACAACUGAGACACCAAAGCCUACAACUACCACUACUACAACAACAACUGAAACACCAACUACUAUUAUAACAACUACCCCAGUGCCACCAACUACAACAGAAACUACAACUACAACCACCAUAAGCACAACAGAAUCAACUACAACUGAGACUCCAAAGCCUACAACACCUACCACUACUUCCACUACAACUACCACAGUGCCGCCAACUACAACAGAAACAACUACAACUACCACAAGUACAACGGAAUCAACUACAACUGAGACAUCAAAACCUACAACAACUUCAACAACUGAAACACCAACCACUCCAACACCUACCACUACUCCCACUACAACUACAACUACCACAGUGCCGCCAACUACAACAGAAACAACUACACCUACCACAAGUACAACGGAAUCACCUACAACUGAGACACCAAAGCCUACAACUACCACUACUACAACAACAACAACAACUGAAACACCAACCACUCCAACACCAAUCUGCACACCAAAAUGCAAGUGGUCACAUUGGAUUGAUGUUGAUGCUCCUACCUCUGGAAUUGAUGGUGGAGAUAAAGAGACAUUUGAGAACAUAAUGAGUAAAGGCAAACAAAUCUGCAAGCAUCCAAAAGAUAUUGAAUGCAGGGCUGAAGAUUUCCCAGAUAUUAGUAUUGAUAAUGUUGGACAGAUAGUUAAGUGUGAUUCUAAUGUUGGUUUGGUGUGCAACAACAAAGACCAAACUGGAAAAGUUAAACAAUGUUAUAAUUACCAGAUAAAGGUUUUAUGCUGUGAUGAUUACAGCCAUUGUAGCACAACUCCUCCACAGACAACACCUACCACUACCUCCACUACAACUACCACAGUGCCACCAACUACAACAGAAACAACAACCAGCACAAGUACAACAGAAUCAACUACAACUGAGACUCCAAAGCCUACAACACCUACCACUACUUCCACUACAACUACAACUACCACAGUGCCGCCAACUACAACAGAAACAACUACAACUACCACAAGUACAACAAAAUCAACUACAACUGAGACACCAAAACCUACAACUACCACUACUACAACAACUGAAACACCAACUACUAUUAUGACAACUACUCCAGUGCCACCAACUACAACAGAAACUACAACUACAACCACCUUAAGUACAACAGAAUCAACUACAACUGAGACUACAAAGCCUACAACAACUGAAACACCAACCACUCCAACACCAAUCUGCACACCAAAAUGCAAGUGGUCGCAUUGGAUUGAUGUUGAUGCUCCUACCUCUGGAAUUGAUGGUGGAGAUAAAGAGACAUUUGAGAACAUAAUGAGUAAAGGCAAACAAAUCUGCAAGCAUCCAAAAGAUAUUGAAUGCAGGGCUGAAGAUCUCCCAGAUAUUAGUAUUGAUAAUGUUGGACAGAUAGUUCAGUGUGAUUCUAAUGUUGGUUUGGUGUGCAACAACAAAGACCAAACUGGAAUAGUUAAACAAUGUUAUAAUUACCAGAUAAAGGUAUUAUGCUGUGAUGAUUACAGCCAUUGUAGCACAACUCCUCCACAGACAACACCUACCACUACCUCCACUACAACUACCACAGUGCCACCAACUACAACAGAAACAACAACCACCACAAGUACAACAGAAUCAACUACAACUGAGACUCCAAAGCCUACAACACCUACCACUACUCCCACUACAACUACAACUACCACAGUGCCGCCAACUACAACAGAAACAACUACAACUACCACAAGUACAACGGAAUCACCUACAACUGAGACACCAAAGCCUACAACUACCACUACUACAACAACAACAACAACUGAAACACCAACCACUCCAACACCAAUCUGCACACCAAAAUGCAAGUGGUCACAUUGGAUUGAUGUUGAUGCUCCUACCUCUGGAAUUGAUGGUGGAGAUAAAGAGACAUUUGAGAACAUAAUGAGUAAAGGCAAACAAAUCUGCAAGCAUCCAAAAGAUAUUGAAUGCAGGGCUGAAGAUUUCCCAGAUAUUAGUAUUGAUAAUGUUGGACAGAUAGUUCUGUGUGAUUCUAAUGUUGGUUUGGUGUGCAACAACAAAGACCAAACUGGAAUAGUUAAACAAUGUUAUAAUUACCAGAUAAAGGUUUUAUGCUGUGAUGAUUACAGCCAUUGUAGCACAACUCCUCCACAGACAACACCUACCACUACCUCCACUACAACUACCACAGUGCCACCAACUACAACAGAAACAACAACCACCACAAGUACAACAGAAUCAACUACAACUGAGACUCCAAAGCCUACAACACCUACCACUACUCCCACUACAACUACAACUACCACAGUGCCGCCAACUACAACAGAAACAACUACAACUACCACAAGUACAACGGAAUCACCUACAACUGAGACACCAAAGCCUACAACUACCACUACUACAACAACAACUGAAACACCAACCACUCCAACACCAAUCUGCACACCAAAAUGCAAGUGGUCACAUUGGAUUGAUGUUGAUGCUCCUACCUCUGGAAUUGAUGGUGGAGAUAAAGAGACAUUUGAGAACAUAAUGAGUAAAGGCAAACAAAUCUGCAAGCAUCCAAAAGAUAUUGAAUGCAGGGCUGAAGAUUUCCCAGAUAUUAGUAUUGAUAAUGUUGGACAGAUAGUUCAGUGUGAUUCUAAUGUUGGUUUGGUGUGCAACAACAAAGACCAAACUGGAAUAGUUAAACAAUGUUAUAAUUACCAGAUAAAGGUUUUAUGCUGUGAUGAUUACAGCCAUUGUAGCACAACUCCUCCACAGACAACACCUACCACUACCUCCACUACAACUACCACAGUGCCACCAACUACAACAGAAACAACAACCACCACAAGUACAACAGAAUCAACUACAACUGAGACUCCAAAGCCUACAACACCUACCACUACUUCCACUACAACUACCACAGUGCCGCCAACUACAACAGAAACAACUACAACUACCACAACAACAACAACAACUGAAACACCAACCCCUAUUAUAAAAACUACCCCAGUGCCACCAACUACAACAGAAACUACAACUACAACCACCAUAAGCACAACAGAAUCAACUACAACUGAGACUCCAAAGCCUACAACAACUACAACAACUGAAACACCAACCACUCCAACACCAAUCUGCACACCAAAAUGCAAGUGGUCACAUUGGAUUGAUGUUGAUGCUCCUACCUCUGGAAUUGAUGGAGGAGAUAAAGAGACAUUUGAGGACAUAAUUAGUAAAGGCAAACAAAUCUGCAAGCAUCCAAAAGAUAUUGAAUGCAGGGCUGAAGAUUUCCCAGAUAUUAGUAUUGAUAAUGUUGGACAGAUAGUUCUGUGUGAUUCUAAUGUUGGUUUGGUGUGCAACAACAAAGACCAAUCUGGAAAAGUUAAACAAUGUUAUAAUUACCAGAUAAAGGUUUUAUGCUGUGAUGAUUACAGCCAUUGUAGCACAACUCCUCCACAGACAACACCUACCACUACCUCCACUACAACUACCACAGUGCCACCAACUACAACAGAAACAACAACCACCACAAGUACAACAGAAUCAACUACAACUGAGACUCCAAAGCCUACAACACCUACCACUACUUCCACUACAACUACAACUACCACAGUGCCGCCAACUACAACAGAAACAACAACCACCACAACUACAACAGAAUCAACAACUGAGACUCCAAAACCUAUAACAACAACUAUACCUACACAGACUACCAAGUGCUUCUGCCAUUUUGAUCACAAUUACUUCACCCCAGGGGAAAUCAUCUAUAACAAAACUGAUGCAGCAGGUUGCUCAUUCUAUGCGGUGUGCAAUGACUUUUGCGAAGCUGAAAGAUUUACUGGGCCUUGCACGACUACAAAACACCCAAAAACAAAAUGCAGCACAACUGUUAAACCUUCUACAACCACUCCCUCAACUACUCCCAAAAAGACAACAACCACCACAACUACAACUACCCUUGUUCCGACUCCUAGUACACAAGGCUGCCCACCUCAUAAGACCAAUGAAACAUGGACAAUUAAUAACUGUACAAAGGCCACAUGUCAUGGAAAUAAUGUGAUUACCAUUGAGCCAGUGAGCUGCCCUAAACUGGAGCCAUUGAACUGUGCUAAUGGAUUCCCACCUGUAAAGAAGAUGAGUGCAGAUGGAUGCUGUGAACAUUACGAAUGCCAAUGUGUGUGCAGUGGUUGGGGCGAUCCUCAUUACAUCACCUUUGAUGGAACCUAUUACACUUUCUUGGACAAUUGUACAUAUGUUCUGGUGCAGCAGAUCACUCCCAAAUAUGACAACUUCCGUGUCCUUGUUGACAACUACUUCUGUGAUGCUGAAGAUGGUUUGUCCUGUCCACAGUCUAUCAUGAUCUACUAUAAAUCCAAUGAAGUUGUCUUGACACGUAUGAUGUUCCAAGGAAGAAUGAGGAACAGGAUUAGGUUCAACCAAGACUGGGUAACUCCAGGGUUUACCAAGGAUGGCAUUAUUAUAAGCAGUGCUGGCAUAAACAUGAAUGUGGAGAUCCCAGAAAUCGAUGCGUAUAUCUCAUUCAGUGGAUUGAUCUUUGUUGUUAAGCUGCCAUUCAGCAAAUUUGCUAACAAUACAGAAGGACAAUGCGGUACCUGUACUAACAACAGCACCGAAGACUGCAGAAUGCCAAGCGGCGAGAUUGUGAAAGAUUGCUCCAAAAUGGCUGACCACUGGAAGGUCAAUGUAACAGGCAAGCCUUAUUGUAAACCUCCACAGCCUACACCACCACCUUCUCAUCCAACCCCAGCACCAACUUGCAAACCAUCUUCUCUGUGUGACAUCAUCUUAAGCGAGGUCUUUGCUGCGUGUCACCUAAUCAUUCCUCCAAAGCCUUACCACGAAGGUUGUACCUAUGAUUCCUGUCGCAUACCCACUGACUCAGUAGAGUGCUCCAGCUUGGAAAUAUAUGCCUCUUUGUGUGCUGCCAAUGGGGUCUGCAUUGACUGGAGAGACAAGACUAAAGGACAUUGUCCUUUCAAUUGUCCUGCCGGGAAGGUAUAUGACGCUUGUGGACCAAUACAUCCUAAAACCUGCGGUACCAAGGAAGUUCAAGAACUCAACAAAGCAUAUACUGAAGGCUGCUUCUGUCCUAAAGGAACCAUGCUGUUUAACUCUUACACUGACGUCUGUGUUGAGACCUGCUCUUGCACUGGUCCUGAUGGAAUGCCCAAAGAACCUGGAGUGACCUGGACAAGCGACUGUAAUAACUGCAUGUGUGAGAAGAACUCUCUUACUGUCCAGUGUCAUCCAAUCACAUGCCCUCCAUUGGUUGACUUAUCUUGUAACAAGGAAGGGUUAAUCUCCAGGGAGCUGCCAGAUCCCCAUCAGCCAUGCUGUAUGAAGAAUGAGUGCAUAUGUAACAGCAGCUACUGCCUGCAGAAGGAGAAGAACUGUUCACUUGGAUUUGAGGCUGUCCCUGUACUUCUGGAGGGUGAUUGCUGCCCAUCAUAUGCCUGCAGACCAACGGAAGUCUGUGUAUUCAAGGGGUCUCUGUACAAACCUGGAGAGGAUAUCCCACAAAGCAAAGGAGUAUGUUCAAACUGUGUGUGCACAAAUCAGACGGAUCCUGACACCUUACUGCGCCUUAUGUCAUGUAAACCCAUCGAAUGCCAUACAGAAUGUGAACCGGGAUAUGAACUUAUAUCUUCUGAGGGUGAAUGUUGCGGCACAUGUAAACAGAAUGCAUGUAAAAUAAAACUAAGUGACAACUCCAUAAAGAUUUUGAAGUCUGAGGAUACAUGGGGCCCACCUGAUCAGCCAUGUGUUGAGUAUGAGUGUCACAUAAUUGAUGACCAGUAUGUACCUGUGGAAGUCAGAAGAACUUGUCCCAUUGAAGAAUGUGAUAAUGGCUACAAAUACAAGGUCAACAAUGGUGAAUGUUGUGGAACAUGUAUACCAUACGCCUGUGUGAUCCACCUGAGUGACAACACAACUAUGACUUUGAAGCCUGAAGAACAGUACACUCCACCAGAAGAAAAGUGCACCACCUACAGCUGUUCAAGCACCUUUGAUGUUGAGAAAACCAGCAUUACAUGCCCACCGUUCGAUCGUUCUAAUUGUCUAGAGGGUACUAUCAAAUCUGAUGGCUGCUGUCAGACUUGUGAAUCUGCUCUGAAAGGUUGUCAGGUCCAUAAACAGUCUCAGCGUAUCAAAACCAGCACUUGCGAAUCAGAUCAGGUUGUGGAGCUGUCCUACUGUGGAGGAGCCUGUAUGACAUCAUCCAUGUAUUCUGCUGAGGCCAACAUGAUGGAGCACAAGUGCAGCUGUUGUCAGGAAGUAAAGACCAGCAAACGAGAAAUAAACCUGAAAUGUCUGGAUGGAACCAGCACUGUCUAUACCUACAUAUAUGCAGAGGAAUGCGGCUGUGCCCACACUGAAUGCGAAAGUGACACCCAGACCUCCAGCUCACAGCUACGGCAACAGGUCAAGAUUAAACAGGAAAUCAAUGAGGACCAUCAGAUACAACAAACCAACUAA